AUUGCAGGUGUGAGCCUCCUCCAGGCCUGGCCAUUUAUGUUAAUAUUGGUCCUAAGGAGGAAACAGGACCUGGAGGGGUUCUCUGGGGAAGAGGGGGUGGUCUCACUUUGCCAAACGAAAGGUGGGACUUGGGCACUACCAGACCAAGUAACUGGUACUGGCAUUGCAGUCUAAUACUCCUCAAUUACUUGAAGGUGCAGUUUAGAAGUCUGUGACUGACUGACAGAGAGGCUGGCCCUAGAACUCCACUUCCCAGGAGGUCUUGGGGCGUGGAGUGGAGUCUGCGUUCGCCGAUGGGGUGGGACUCCAUCGCUACCCGGAUGUGGCGGCGAGCUCGCGGAGUUUGCCAAUCCCAACGCGAGACUCUCAGGAGGCUGGUCAGUUGCUGUUGAACGUCGCUGGCGGACGGGCGAGGAUGAAGACAUCCCAUUGUCCGGAAACGCAGGAAUUAUUUGAGGCUUGAAGGUUAACAACUUGCUCAAGUUCACAAAACCAAGGAGGACUUGUUUUUGACUCCAGGCAGUCUGACUGCAGAGCCUUGACAGGACUACAAAGGGAAGAAUGCAGACAAUUAAAUGUGUGGUUGUAGGAGAUGGGGCUGUAGGGAAAACCUGCCUCCUCAUCAGUUAUACAACAAAUGCCUUUCCUGAGGAGUAUAUCCCCACUGUCUUUGACAAUUAUAGCACCCAGACAUCUGUGGAUGGCCAAAUCGUCAGCCUGAACCUAUGGGACACUGCUGGCCAAGAGGAGUAUGACCGACUGCGAACACUCUCCUACCCCCAGACCAAUAUCUUUGUCAUUUGUUUUUCCAUUGGCAACCCAUCCUCUUAUGCCAAUGUGAGGCAUAAGUGGUACCCAGAGGUCUCCCAUCAUUGUCCCAAUGUACCUGUUCUGCUGGUAGGUACCAAAAGGGACCUGCGGAGUGACUUUGAGACGGUGAAGAAACUGAAGGAGCAGAGCCUAGUACCCACAACUCCUCAGCAAGGCACUUCCCUUGCUAAACAGGUGGGGGCUGUAAAGUAUUUGGAAUGUUCAGCCCUGAAGCAGGAUGGGGUGCGUGAGGUAUUUGCAGAGGCUGUGCGGGCUGUGCUUUACCCUGCCACAAAGAAGAACAUCAAGAAGUGCAUCCUCUUAUAGCUUUUGGGUGCCGUGUGGGGACUGCACCUAAGGAGUUUAAGGGAGGGGAUUCCUUUGACAGCAAUUAAGCAUGCCAGCAUGAGCCAUUUUUCUAGAAACCCUAGGCUCCAGGAUAUUUGGCUUUUGGAAGAAUGAAGACACACUGGUUUGUACAUGGCUGCUUUGAAAUUUGGUCUAACCUUUAUGGAGGAAGGUGUGUGUGUGUGUUGCACAUGCACGUGUAUCCUCUGUCAAAAUGGUGAAGAGGAGAUGCCACACAGUAUGUUAUUUUCUCUCCUGGCCAGGCUGUGAGUAAGCAAAGCAGUCUAUUACUGUUCUUUGUAGGCUUUUGCUUGUUUGCUUUUUCCUAUCUUUUUUUUUUUUUGCUGUUUUUGGCCGGGGCUGGGUUUGAACUCCACCACAUCCGGCAUAUGGGGCCAGUGCCUUACCCCUUUGAGCUACAGGCACCACCCUGCUUGUUUGCUUUUAAAUCUAAUUUCAGCGGGUGGCACCUGUGGCUGAGUGAGUAGGGCACCAGCCCCAUAUACCGAGGGUGGUGGGUUCAAGCUCAGCCCUGGCCAAAUUGCAACAAAAAAAAUAGCCUGGUGUCAUGGCGGGUGCCUAUAAUCCCAGCUACUCGGGAGGCUGAGGCAAGAGAAUCGCCUAAGCCUAAGGAUUUGGAGGUUGCUGUGAGCUGUGACAGCACAGCACUCUAUCGAGGGUUAAUAAGUGAAACUGUCUCAAAAAAAAAAAAAAUUCUAAAAAAAAAACAAACUAAUUUCAGCUUUCCUUGCUGUAUUUGCCAUAGAGCAAGUGCCUCACAGAAGGACAAAGUUGUUCUAGUUUUCAAAUCAUUGCCUUAAACUUUCUGAUAUACAAUUUUUUUUUUUUGAGAUGGUGACUUGCUUUGUCACCCUGGGUAGAGUGCAGCGGCAUCAUUUAGUUCACAGCAGUCUCAAACUCAGAAUCAAGGGAUCUAUCUUCCUGCCUCAGCCCCCCAAAAUAGCUGGGACUUACAGGUGCACAUGACCAUGCCUGGAUAAUUUUUCUAUUUUUUGUAGAGACAGGGUCUUGCUUUGCUCAGGCUGGUCUCAAACUCCUGACCUCUAACAUCCUCCCACCUUGGCCUCCCAAGGCGCUAGGAUUACAUGAUAUGCUAAUUUUUUUUUUUUUUUUCCUGUAGAGACAGAGUCUCACUUUAUGGCCCUCGGUAGAGUGCCGUGGCCUCACACAGCUCACAGCAACCUCCAACUCCUGGGCUUAAGCGAUUCUCUUGCCUCAGCCUCCCGAG
Nycticebus coucang (slow loris) is the source of this 2407-nucleotide messenger RNA. RefSeq names its product rho-related GTP-binding protein RhoG-like. The transcript has 4 exons. The coding region runs from base 562 to 1137 and encodes 191 amino acids. Gene Ontology annotation, biological process: small GTPase-mediated signal transduction; establishment or maintenance of cell polarity; regulation of actin cytoskeleton organization. Lineage: Eukaryota; Metazoa; Chordata; Mammalia; Primates; Lorisidae. Gene Ontology annotation, cellular component: cytoskeleton; cell projection; cytoplasmic vesicle. The record is from RefSeq and is a predicted model, not a curated record. Gene Ontology annotation, molecular function: GTP binding; protein kinase binding; GTPase activity.